Molecule: messenger RNA, 1991 nt
Organism: Quercus lobata
Lineage: Eukaryota; Viridiplantae; Streptophyta; Magnoliopsida; Fagales; Fagaceae
Exons: 2
Coding region: 82-567 (161 amino acids)
Source: RefSeq, a predicted model, not a curated record
CACUUUCUGCACUGAUUCUGCAACGGACUCUGUUUUUUACAGACUUGCAAUCUCUCUGAAACCCUAAUAUUCAUCCAAUCCAUGGCUUCUCGAUGGAAUGGGACUCCCGUUUCGUUUUUCAUUUACUCUUCUCCUUCUCCUCAACCUCGAGAGGAAGAAGAACAAGAACAAAUUGAAAUUGAGAGUCCGAAGAGUGUUAUUCCCGAUUUGUUUUUCUCAUCUCGAGAACAACAGCAACAAAUUGGGAGUCCAUUUACUCCUGUCAAUGCCCCUAAAAUCAUGAAUCCUCGUUUGUCGAUCUCUGCUGAUCGGUUCCAGUUUCGGGUGCCUUCGACAACUGAUGAUGAUGUAGUGCUUCAGAAUCUUCUCCAUAUCAUUCACUACAUUAUCAAUAAGAAGAAAUCAUCAUCAUCAUCCUCAUCCCUCACACCCGCUCAGAAACUCUUCAACUCGCUCGAUCUUGUUCAGAAAAAGGUCACGCAGCAAUUGGAGAGAAUUAAGGAAACCCCCACUUUUCAGAUGGGGGUUAGAGAUGAGAAAAUUCGAACUUUGAUGUCUAUGCGCUGAUUCUUAUUCUUAUUACCCACACACCCACACACACUACAUAGUCUAGAUUAAGAAUGGUAGUUUGACAUUACAUUCAAUUGUGAAUACCUGGUUUGGUUUUUAUUUUCAAAAAGUUAUUAUAUUUUAGAAAUUAAUUUUGUGUGUUUAGGCAUGCUGAUAUUGACCUUAUUUUGUAGGUUCAGAAAAGUGCUUGUGACCUACGAAUCUUAGUAACUUCUUAUUUUUAGCAACAUGUGUUUUUGUAUGUUACCUUAAUGCACUCACAUGUACAAGUUGGUUGAUAUCUCAACAUUUAUAUCAAGUAUGGGAUUUAAAAUUUAUGAACUUGUGUUGUUUGGCUCCCCAAUAUGCCAUGAAUUCAACUCAUUUGUGACUUUACAUUCAUCUCAAGUUAUUUAGGAAUCUAAAGUGAGUUUUAUAUCUUGUUAUUGCUGGCUCUGGAUCUGGUUUCCUAACCCUUUAUGGGGCAGGUUGCACUGGCCAAUUUUGGACAUACCCAAUUCAAAGUGACCCAAACUUUGGACAUUGAUAAGUCUAGCUUGGUCUGCCCUUUUGAUUUCAGACUCAAACUGAUCAUCAAAAGUCUCAUCUUCAGUGCUUACGUUAUCUUUAUAUCACUCUCUUCAUCAACAAACUAAUGCUUAUUGGUUUUAUCUCCUUGCUGGUGCAAAUCAGUUAGCAGGCUUGUUUAGUCCAGUUUUCUUUGGUUGUUGUAUGUUUUCAUUGGUUAGUGAUCUUCUAUAAUUAAUUUGGCUCUAUUUAUCUUACAUGUGAAACUUAUUGAAUGUUUGACAGUUAUGCUCUGUAUUGACUAUCUAAUGGUAUGUUCAGCACUGAGGUGAGAGGCAGGGGGUUGGGGGAAUAUUUUUUGAUGAUCAAAACCACUCUGAUGAAGAUGAUCUAAACCACUAUGAUCUAAACCACUGGUAAUUGCUUGAGAAUGUUGAAUUGAUGUCUCAUCAUGUGUUUUUUUAAAUAAGAAUCCUUUGUUUCGUUGCACUUCAAUUCUCUUCAUUCUCGCAUCUAUUUUCAACUUGUAGAAUGUGCCAAUUCUAGGGUUCCUGCUUACAUUCCAAUCAUAGAAAAAAGGAAGGAUAUGCCAUUCACAGACCAGCAUGAGGCAUGGCAGCAAUUUGAUGCAUAGAAAAGAGGGCGUUAUGUUGAUUUCAAUCCAAAGGAAUGGAUCUAAAAUUAUUAGAAAAUGAUUGUCUUUGUAUCAUCAUCCCCCCUUCCCCGUUCCCUCUUUUCCCCUCUUUCUCCUGUUUCUCAAUGAGCGUUUUUUAUUGGAUGGUUAGAAGUUAGUGUUUGGUGUCUAGGACUUAUGUAAUCCUCCAUAAGUAAAAGGAGAUGAGGGUGUAAAUUUUAAAAUUAUGAGCGCAAUAUCUGUUGUAAGGACUGAGAAAAAUCUUCUAAUAAAAAAUACA